UACUGGUUGGUGGUUGGGGGUGGUCUCCUCUAUAUGAUGCUCAGCACGGCUCAAUCCUUGGUCAGAGCUUUUUUGGACAACUCGUUAUCGUUUUCCAUCGAUACGGCCUAUUUGCACUGGAACACAACCUUUCCAGCCGUGAGUGUUUGCCAAAUUCUGAACGAUGAAACGAUGGCCGAAAUGCUGGAAAACAACCUCGGCCCCGACCGCCCCCACCGCCUGGACAACGUAAUCAGUGAAAUUGCGUUCUACGGUGGCACGUGUCACUCGUGCGAGGAUUGCGCCCGGGGAUUACCACCGACGACCACCUGUCCGGCCAACUUCACCGCCCUGACCAGCGUCUACCGCCUCGGCUGUCCCGCCCUCCUCACCGACUGCACCUGGCUGGGACAAAGUUUCGACUGUUGCGAGCUGUUUCGCCCCCUCGCUACCGAGUUUGGCCGCUGCUUCAGCGUCAACUCCCUGAACGCCGGUCCGACGACUCCGCUGAUGGUCAACCACCACACGGGACCGGGUUCGCUGCGAUUCCGAGCCCGCGAAGAUCUCCAACUGUUUCUGCACGACCCGUACUCGGUUCCGUUUGCCUACACCGACCGCGUCCUCAAGGAGACCGUCCUCUGGGGAAUGCACAAGGAGAUUAUCGUCAAAGUGGUCGAGAUGGAGAAUGGGGCCAGCUUGGGGGAAAUUCCGAUUGCGCGCCGAAACUGUCGGUUUCCGUGGGAGGUGAUGGACUCAGGGACCCAAUUGUACGCCAGUUACAGCUUUUCCUCCUGUGCCGUGGAGUGCUUUAUGGCGUCACAAGUUGAGUUCUGUAACUGCUCGCACCACCUGAUGCCGAAGCGGUUGAACGCCCGUUCAGGUGAAAAUAUUUGCAACUUUGACGGGUUAACCUGUAUGACCGAGCAUUCAGUGAACAUAUCGCAGCACAGAAAAUUGUGCCCCUGUCUGUCGUCCUGCAUCGAACCGGAGUACUCGGUGGUUUUCAGCUCUGAGAGUGACCAGGAAGAGGACGACUUUGUAACGGUUCGGAUGCUGGAUCUACCCAACAGCAAGUUUCUCCGCCACGUGGCCAGGACGGAGCUUGAUCUUUUCAUUUCCCUGGGCAGCCUCGUGGGACUGUUUUUCGGGGCGUCUCUGCUGUCGAUCGCAAACGUGGCCUUCCUUGGCUUUUACCGUUUCCGCACGGGUGCCGCCAAUAAAGCGCGACCUGAAUGAGCCGAACUCAAUUAAGAACGCUUCAAGUGGCGGUGAAAUUUGCUUAUUUAUUGCUGCAAACCUCCCCGUAGACGUCAACGAUAUCUCAUUAUCGACGAAUAUUAUGCCAAUAGAAAAUAAGUGUAAAUAACUACCCCCGGGGAGCGGGUGGUGAAAAUGAUGCCCUUGUUAAAAACUUGCAAAUCUGGUUUUCCGGGAAUAAUGGGGAAGCUCUAUUUCUUGCUCUGGCCCUUGCCUUCGAAGGGCCUCAGAAGUUUACAGCGAUAAAUUUCCCUUCUUGAUUUUACACGUGGUUCUGAUGAUAAAGAAGCUGCAACAUUGUAAUGGUGCUUGUCAGCGUGGCGGGCUGAGCUGUGUUGGGGUGAAGUUUGUGAAAAGAAAGCUUCUUUCGAAGCUAACUUAAAUUGUGUGCGCUUUUGUUUGCUGAAACGGGGAUCUUUCCUUUUACAAGAUGUUCUUUCGAAGCAGCUCUCUUGUAUUUGGCUUGCUGGGAAUCUUUAAAGUUUUGCUAGUAA
Messenger RNA from Culex quinquefasciatus (southern house mosquito), 1730 nucleotides. RefSeq names its product sodium channel protein Nach (gene ppk31). Lineage: Eukaryota; Metazoa; Arthropoda; Insecta; Diptera; Culicidae. Gene Ontology annotation, cellular component: membrane. Gene Ontology annotation, biological process: sodium ion transmembrane transport. Bases 34 to 1215 code for a protein of 393 amino acids. The record is from RefSeq and is a predicted model, not a curated record. The transcript has 8 exons. Gene Ontology annotation, molecular function: ligand-gated sodium channel activity.